Molecule: messenger RNA, 1318 nt
Organism: Oryza sativa Japonica Group (Japanese rice)
Lineage: Eukaryota; Viridiplantae; Streptophyta; Magnoliopsida; Poales; Poaceae
Product: cell number regulator 6
Source: RefSeq, a predicted model, not a curated record
CGGUCGGUCGAACUCGCAUUCGGUCGCAUCGCACCCACACCCCGCGCAGUCGUCGCGCUCGUCGGCGUCGCGCCACCUCGCCGCCGCCCAAACAAAAUCCUCGGCGAGGAGGAGAGGCGAGAUCGCGAUUCCGCGAGCGCUCUGCUCUCCGGGAGGCGAUGGCGGCGGCGGCGGAGGAGGCCGGCCUCGGCCACCCGUCGAGGUACGUGCAGCUGACGAGGGACCAGGACGCGCCCGCCGACGAGGACAUCCGCCCCGGCGAGCUCAACCUGCCGGCCCACUUCCCGCAGCUGGAGCAGAGGAGGUGCUGCGAGUGCGGGCAGCAGCUGCCGGAGAGCUACGAGGCGCCGGCGGACGAGCCGUGGACCACCGGCAUCUGCGGAUGCGCCGAGGACACCGAGAGCUGCUGGACUGGAUCAUUCUUCCCUUGUGUGCUGUUUGGACAUAAUGUUGAGGCCCUAAGAGAAGAUAUCCCAUGGACUACACCUUGCACUUGCCAUGCUGUUUGUGUUGAAGGUGGCAUUGCAUUAGCAAUCCUAACAGUGAUAUUUCCUGGUAUUGAUCCAAGCACAUCAAUCUUGAUUGGUGAAGGACUGGUGUUUAGUUGGUGGUUAUUUGCUACCUAUACUGGAAUUUUUCGUCAACAACUCCAGAGAAAAUAUCAUCUCAAGGAUUCACCGUGUGAUCCUUGCCUGGUCCAUUGCUGCCUGCACUGGUGCGCGAACUGUCAGGAGCAUCGAGAAAGGAAGGGCCGUCUUGCAGAUAACAACGCUAAUCGGAACACCAUCGUCAACCCCCCACCGAUGCAAGAAAUGAGCGUGGUCGGGAAUCAUCCCAGCAUUACACCAGAGAAUGGAGCAGCAUGAACGGUUGUCAGUGAGCAUGAAGCUGUGCAGGACAUACCAUCAUAAUAAAACAGUAAAGAUACAAGACAAGCAUAGGAAUAUAUGAAUAACAUAAGAAAUGAAACUGACCUUUGUAACCCGUGUGCCUUUUACCGGAGUAGGUGUUAAGAGAACGUCUCUCAAGGUAUCGGCAUAAGUAGUUCCAUAACUGGUUGAACACUUGGAACAUUAUUAGACCCAUCGUUUACUAAAAGAAUGCUCUUUUCAUAUUGGGAAUGAUUAAUGAUGCGUGUGCGGUGUGCGAAUAAAAGGUUUUGCCACUGCAGGAGAGUUGCCUAAGUAUUUUGCCACUACAAUUUUUAUAGAGAGACUAACUAUUGUAUCCCAUUAUGAGUCCUUUUAUCCUUGGAAAAAUUGUAAAAACCAUCCCAUGAAACACUUAAAGUUUGAUAUUCCAUCCUUAAGUUAUUUUA